This is a messenger RNA of Emiliania huxleyi CCMP1516, 765 nucleotides long. RefSeq lists its product as hypothetical. The record is from RefSeq and is a predicted model, not a curated record. NCBI's taxonomy places the organism in Eukaryota, Haptophyta, Isochrysidales, Noelaerhabdaceae. The transcript is spliced from 2 exons. The coding region runs from base 1 to 765 and encodes 254 amino acids.
AUGGCGAACCUCGAGCCGGUGGAGAAGACCGCGGUCGUGUCGGACUCGACCGGCGCCGAUGCGGUGCCAGCAAUUCGGGCGCGGCCGACUCGCUCCAGUUCGGCGCAGCUCGCCUUGGAGCCCACCGCGCUCUUAAAUCGCCUCGAGACCAUGCUCCUCGGCAACCAUCCCGUCCCCGCACCCUCCAACGAGGUCAGCAUCGUCGGCGAGGUCACCAACGGCAUCAUCAUCGCCGCGAAAGCUGCCGUAAACACGCUCUUUUUGUCGCAGCGGCGCGGCGCGCUGAUGGCUCUCCAGAUAAAGAACCUGAAGAAGGCUGCGCUGGCGUACCUUGAGUUGGGCAAGUGCAAGCGGCGGCAGGCGGGCGCAGAGGCGCUUCUCGCUGUCGUUCCAGAAACGUUGCAGGACGUGCCGACGCCAGAGGAGCCCGCGGUCGAGGAGGCGCCGGCGGUCGAGGACCUGCCUGCCAGCGACUCCCGUCCCGACGACGCGUCUUCGGACAGCGAUCGGGAAAGCGUCUUCGAACGUCGGGUGACCCGUCGGAUGAUCGACGCCGGCCUGAACGAGGCGCAAUUCGAUGAUAUGCGGGACGUUUACGGGAUUCAGCUCGCCCACGAGGACAAGUGUGCCAUUCUUUUGGAUCGGGCAGCCCGCUUCGAGAAACUGUAUUACAGCUGCAAGGCGAAGCUCCUCCCGUACCUCGAGCGCGACUGGGAGACUGGGUGCCACUGGAGCCGCAGGCCCUCCAGCGGCUCCGCCUUGUAG